AGUCACAUCACAUCACAUCACAUCACAUCACAUCAUCACAAUAUUUGAAACCUCUGUCCUAAGUCACAUAAUACCAACAAAGAACCAGUGUGUGUGUGUGUGUGUGUGUGUGUGUGGCUUUGGUCAAGGACUGCCUGAGGGACCAACCACGCAGCAGCAGCAGAUAGGAGAGCGAGGCACGAGGCAUGUCAUAGCUGAACCCACCGUCACCCUUGCCCAGGCAUCUUGCACCCAACCUCAACCAGCAUUAGGAGACGAGCCUUUGGUGUGCUGUGGUGUGUUGUGGCGUGCUGUGGCUGUGGCGAGUGUCCAUAGCGGUGUGUGGUGUCCAGGAAUACGUUGUUUUUGUCGUAUUUUGGUAUAUGCCAGUGUGACGAGACUCUACAUCAUCAAUGGGAGAAACACUUGUGACAACUCGACGAAUCAUCGCUGUAGGCUUUGAAAACAGUCCGCUUUUAGAGACUUCACCCAGACGCGCAGUAAAGAAUAAAAACACGUGACAAUUCUUGAAAAAUAAAUUGUGAUAAUCUGAAACUUCACCAUAGAGGACUGAAAACCCUAAAAAAACACGUAAAACCCACAAAUAACCUUCAACCCCAAAGAAAAAGCCCAGAACCUCAAAAAGACACAUAACCUAACAGUAAAACCUCAAAACUACCUUAAAACACAAUAGAACCCCAAAACUAAAAAAACCACUCAUAUUCUAGCAGGAAAACCUCAAAACUACCUUAAAUCACAAUAGAAACUCCAAAACUAACGCUAAAACCCUGAGGAACACCAGAACCGCAACGAAACACCUUCACAAUGGCACCUCGAAGAAGGGACGUCAACCCAACGGCGCCUCCAGAAGACUACGCUAGCUGUGACACGGAAAACUACGACGACUGCAAUGUUACCCACGCGACUUCGAAGGACAACUUGAUAGAGCAGGAAGGGAACUUAAAACUGAAGAAGGAACUGGGUUUGAUGGACGGUGUGGGGAUUAUAGUAGGAAUCAUCAUUGGUUCUGGUAUAUUCGUGUCUCCCAAGGGUGUGCUACAGUUUAGCGGAAGUAUUGGAGUAGCGCUAAUCGUGUGGGCUGUGUCUGGAAUCCUGUCUCUCGUCGGUGCUCUGUGCUAUGCUGAAUUAGGUUGCCUCAUUCCUCGCAGCGGCGGAGACUAUGCUUACAUUUACGAAGUGUUCGGACCCCUGCCAGCCUUCCUCUUCCUGUGGGUCACCCUGCUCCUCAUCCUGCCCACCUCCAACACAGUGAUGGCUCUUACUUUCGCCACCUACAUCACCAAGCCAGCCUUUCCGAACUGCGACGUUAUUCCAGAGAUCCCCACCAAACUCCUGGCCGCCGUGGUGAUCUGCUUCCUGACGUGGCUGAACUGCGCUAACGUGAAAUGGGCGAAGACGGUGCAGAGUGUGUUCACGGCUGGCAAGGUGCUGGCUCUCUCCCUCAUCAUCGGCGCCGGCUUCUACCACCUCGCCUCGGGACACACGGAGAACUAUCAGAAAAUGUUCUACAAUACCAACUGGAGCGUCACUGGCAUCUCCACAGCCUUCUACCAGGGUCUCUUCUCCUUUGCUGGCUGGAACACACUUAACUUCGUGGUGGAGGAACUGAAGGAGCCGUACAAGACGCUUCCCCGAGCCAUCUGCAUUUCGCUUCCCAUCGUGACAAUAAUCUACUUCCUCACCAACGUGGCUUACUUCGCCGUGCUGGACCCUGACGCGAUCCUCUCCUCCAACGCUGUGGCCUUGUCCUUCUCCAGUAAGGUAUUAGGGGUAGUGACGUACGCCAUGCCUCUCUUCGUCGCCCUGUCCACAUUUGGCAGUCUGAAUGGGCUGAUUUUCGCCUGCUCCCGUCUCUUCUUCGUGGGCGCGAGGGAUGGCCACCUACCUCAAGUUCUGGGCCUCAUCAACACCAAGAACUACACGCCAGUCCCUGCUCUUAUCUUUCAGGGAAUCACGACUCUGUGCAUGCUGACCACCUCAGACACGCUCAUCCUCAUCAACCUCGUCAGUUUCUCCGAGUCAGUGUUUGUGUUCAUGUCCAUCAUGGCGCUGCUCUGGCUUCGAUACAAGUACCCCAACAAGAAGAGGCCCAUUAAGGUAUGGCUGUGGGUGGCAGUUCUGUUCUUCGUCGUCUCCAUAUUCCUGGUGGUGUUCCCUGUGGUGGAGCGCCCCUUGGAACUUGGCAUCGCUAUCGGUAUCUGCCUGGCUGGGAUCCCUGUGUAUCUCCUCUGCGUCAAGCUGUCACCCAAGUCACAAAAAUUCAGCGCUUUCAUGGGUCAAUUUACGUCUGUCUGCCAGUUGCUCUGCCUCGGUCUGCCAGAAGAGGAAGAGGAGGAGGAGGAGGAGGAAGGAAGGACAGAGACAGGUUUCCAGUGGUGACGGAAGGGAAUGAAAGGUGAUGCUGAUGGUCUGAGUAAUAACUGUGAUCAGGGAUUGUAUGUACUGUGUGUUGUUAUGGAUGUAAGACUGAGUGGUUUGGAAUGUUGUACUGAAGCAGGAAGGUCUGAGGAGGAACUGUGAUCAAAGGUUUUAAUGUACGUGUGGUUGUUAAGUUAAGUAAGGUUGAAGCAGUACUGGACUUGUAAUCUGAAACACACUGCUCUCUCACUACGACUAUUUUCAAAGCCCACGGAGAUAAGGACUCGGGUUCUUAAGGGUGUUUAUCCUCUUAAUAGUGAAGGAAUCUUGAUAAUCUGUCACUAGAACAAUAAAAACACCCUUUAAACCCGUGUUACUUCAACGAGAGCCUUGUGAAAAUAGUGGAGGUGCUGCAAAGAGGUGUUUCAGAAUGUGGUUCCAGCUGGCGAUCCGAAGCAAGUGUCCCGCUGUGUUUGCAUCUCUGCCUGUCCACUACCCAAGCUUACCUCAAAAUGAUCGCAUUAGUGUUGGCCGCUGAGUGGUCUGUGUGUCAUAUUAUCGCACGUCCUAGCUCUAAGAUACCGUAAGAUUGAUUAAGUAUUAGUGUACAUGUAAGUAUAGGAUGUAAUAUAGUAAUUUUGAGGGUCAUUAAGCUCGGGUAUGGACACUUGUAGAGUUGAUUGGGUAAUGUCAGUGUACAGGGGAACAUUCUCACGAACCAGCAGUUGUGUACUUAAUGGUAAUCUUGUGCAUAUGUGAUAGUUAUGAUGGUUUGUGUGUUGUGGAAGUAUUUGCGAGUGUAAAGAUGCAUUAUCAAACAUUUGGUGCUUCGUCUCAUCAACCAACAAGCUCCAUAGACAGUUACUUGUAUGGUUAGGUGAGUAGAUAACGUGAUGCAGUGGCGUAGCUAGCGGGGGACGGAGGGGUGGGAGGAGGGUCUGACCUGGUGGCACUUUUUUGGGGUGACACUUUUUGGUUCUUACAGUUGUCAUCUUCGCAUCAUUAGGCCUGUACGUGGUGUUGAUAAUUAAGCCUACACACAUAUUCAAAACAUAAUGAUAACGCACGCAACCACCAUCGGGGGCUGAAAUGGUGGUGGUGGUGGUGGUGGUGGUGGUGUUGAUGGUGGUAGUAGUAGUAGUAGUAGUAGUAGUAGUAGUGGUGGUAGUAGUAGUAGUAGUAGUAGUAGUAGUAGUAG
Messenger RNA from Portunus trituberculatus (swimming crab), 3556 nucleotides. RefSeq names its product Y+L amino acid transporter 2-like. The coding region runs from base 805 to 2379 and encodes 524 amino acids. Gene Ontology annotation, cellular component: membrane. The transcript is spliced from 9 exons. The record is from RefSeq and is a predicted model, not a curated record. NCBI's taxonomy places the organism in Eukaryota, Metazoa, Arthropoda, Malacostraca, Decapoda, Portunidae. Gene Ontology annotation, molecular function: L-amino acid transmembrane transporter activity. Gene Ontology annotation, biological process: amino acid transmembrane transport.